GCGUAUGUUUAGACAGCGGUGUAUGUGUGUGUGUUGAGGGAUGGUGCCGCGACUGUUGAGGCUGGUCGCCUGUCGACCGGCCGUUCGUUCGACUCUUCGCUGUGAGCGGCGAUACAGUCAGUUGUCUCCGGAGCUGUCAGAGCGACUGCAGAUCUUUGAGUCUUUGAGGGAGAAACGCCACAGCGAGCAGCGAAUUGAAGCUUCUGAGAAGUCGCUCUGCAUCCGUCUGUCUGACAGACAGACCGUCAAAGGCAGAGCUGGCGUGACCACGCCGCUCUCUGUUGCCCAGAACAUCAGAGUGAAAGGAGCGUUAGUGAGCAAGGUGAACGGUGAGCUGUGGGAGCUUGGAAAACCUCUAGAGGCCGACUGCGAGCUGCAACUCCUCGGCUUCGACACAGCAGAGGGAAAACAGGCAGCCUGGAGGACGGCAUCAUGUGUUCUGGGUGGAGUGAUGGAAAGUUUCUUUGGUGCCAGUGUGUUCAGAGAAGGAGCUUCACAGCUGGGAUUCUACUGUGACCAUCAGCAAAACAACAGUGACUGGUCCCUGAAGGACGUGGAAGAGAAAUGUGAAGAGGCGGCUGCUCUCAAACUUCCUCUGUCUGUUCUGGAGCUGAAUCUUGCAGAGCUGCAGGAGCUUUUCCAGUGUAACCAAAUGAGGCUACAGUUUGUUAAAGAGCAGAUGAAUGGCCCCACUGUUACAGUCUACAGGUGUGGACACAGCGUAGGUGUGUGUACUGGCCCUCUGCUGCCACACACAGGUCUACUCAAGGUCUUCAAAAUUCUCCAGCACUCUCCCGUGACUCUGGCCAAUCAGGCAGAUUCAGCGUGUUUGAUGCGUCUGUCGGGUGUCGCCUUUCCAGGUGAGAAGGACAGACAGGAGUGGGAGACGCAGCAGGAGGAGGCCAGGAGGAGAGACCACAGGCGCAUAGGCACGGACCAAGACCUGUUCUUCUUCAAUGACGUCAGUCCUGGCAGUUGCUUCUUCCUUCCUAAAGGAGCCCACAUUUACAACAAACUCAAGGACUUCAUUAAGAGCGAAUACCAAAGGCGAGGUUUCACCGAGGUCGUGACCCCAACGUUGUACAGCACCGAAUUAUGGGAGCGCUCCGGACACUGGGAGCACUACAGCGAGAACAUGUUCACCGUGACAUCAGAGGGUUCCCAAACCUACGCCCUCAAACCCAUGAACUGCCCAGCACACUGUCUUAUGUUUGAGCAGCGCGUUCGUUCCUGGCGGGAACUUCCUCUGCGAUGGGCCGACUUCGGGGCCCUCCACCGUAACGAGCUGUCAGGAGCGCUGGGCGGACUGACCCGGGUUCGCCGGUUUUGCCAGGAUGACGCUCACAUCUUCUGCAUGCCCGAGCAGCUGGAGGAGGAGAUCGUCUCCUGUUUAGAAUUUGUGAGGAGCGUGUACCGAGUCUUUGGGUUCUCCUUCCACUGCCUCCUCUCCACUCGGCCCACACCGUGUUUAGGAGAUCCUGAACAGUGGGAUCGUGCUGAGCAGCAGCUACAGAGGAGUCUGCAGCAGUUUGGUGAACACUGGGAGUUAAACCCAGGGGACGGCGCCUUCUACGGACCAAAGAUUGACAUUCAGAUCAAAGAUGCCCUCAACAGGCAGCACCAGUGUGCCACGAUCCAGUUGGACUUCCAGCUGCCAAUCAGAUUUGACCUUCAGUAUGUUGGGCGAGAUGGACAGAAGCACAGGCCAGUGAUGAUCCAUAGAGCAGUGCUGGGAUCACUGGAGAGAAUGUUGGCCAUACUGGCCGAGAACUUUGGAGGAAAAUGGCCCCUGUGGUUAUCACCAGCACAGAUCAUGGUUAUUCCAGUAGGGGGCAACUGUGAGUCAUAUGCCAAAAAGGUGGUUUUGAUGUUCCGUGAAGCUGGCUUCAUGGCUGAUGUGAGCGAUGACCAGGGGUCCACCUUAAAUAAGAAGAUCCGCUCCGCUCAGCUGGCUCAGUACAACUACAUAUUUGUGGUGGGAGAUCAGGAGGUAGAGAGCGGAACGGUGAAUGUGAGGAGCAGACGGGGUAAACAGCUGGGCAGGAGGACGACGGAAGAAGUGCUGACUUCUCUCACACGCCUACGAGACUCCAGGAGCAACACAGAUGAGUUCUGAGGGGGAAAAAAGAAAACGUCCCAGGAAUAAUGAGUCACUGAUGUGCAAAAAUAUUAGUUUUAAUUGUUUAACAAUCAUGUCGGUUCAUGUCAUGAGAUUUGCAUUUGUAAUAAAACUGUAAAACCACA
Messenger RNA from Cynoglossus semilaevis (tongue sole), 2244 nucleotides. RefSeq names its product threonyl-tRNA synthetase 2, mitochondrial (gene tars2). Gene Ontology annotation, biological process: threonyl-tRNA aminoacylation. The transcript has 18 exons. The record is from RefSeq and is a predicted model, not a curated record. Lineage: Eukaryota; Metazoa; Chordata; Actinopteri; Pleuronectiformes; Cynoglossidae. Bases 41 to 2116 code for a protein of 691 amino acids. Gene Ontology annotation, cellular component: mitochondrion; cytoplasm. Gene Ontology annotation, molecular function: ATP binding; threonine-tRNA ligase activity.